This is a messenger RNA of Hyalella azteca, 486 nucleotides long. Lineage: Eukaryota; Metazoa; Arthropoda; Malacostraca; Amphipoda; Hyalellidae. The record is from the annotation of a RefSeq genome assembly.
AUUUUGGCCUUAUGGAUAAGCUUGUGUAUGGGGCUAGUAUUUUUAUUCUUACAGUUGACUGCACCCCUGAGGCUGGGGGCUGUAGUGGUCCUGUUUUCUUUUUUAGCUAGAUUGAGCAUUUAUUUGAUCUGUCCUACGGCUUGAUUUUCUCUUUUAUUAGUGCUACUGUUUCUAAGAGGCAUAAUGGUGAUUUUUGUGUACGUGGCGUCCUUGGCCCACAACGAACUGUAUGCGUACCCUUUCAAUUACGGGCUUUUUGUAUUAAUUUUGAUGAGCGCUGCUUCUAUUUUUAACGAUAAAGUGGAGUGAGUGUUUUUAAACGAGCUUAGGCCCACCGACUUGAGUCCUCACUUUAUCGUGUAUAAGGCUUACUCGUUCGGCGUCUAUCUGUUUACCUCGCUUCUAAUCGUCUAUUUAUUUAUCAGGCUGGUAGUCGUCGUGAAGCUGGCUACAUCUAGGGAGCUCCCACUGCGGGCGAAAAAGUAA